Molecule: messenger RNA, 1710 nt
Organism: Cyprinodon variegatus (sheepshead minnow)
Lineage: Eukaryota; Metazoa; Chordata; Actinopteri; Cyprinodontiformes; Cyprinodontidae
Gene: gkap1
Product: G kinase anchoring protein 1
Exons: 12
Coding region: 139-1299 (386 amino acids)
Biological process (GO): signal transduction
Cellular component (GO): Golgi apparatus
Source: RefSeq, a predicted model, not a curated record
CUUCCGUACCGAGUGAGACAAUCGCUGGUAGCACAACCAACUGCAGCUCAGUUCCCCUGAAGAAUCAAACAGAACUACUUUAAACCAACUUCUCUUAUCUCCGUUGUUUCUACAACACAGCUAUUUUCCCGUUAAGAGAUGACAUCGUCUGCAAUGAUCACUGUCCCCACCACCGCCUCUCGGUUCGCCCUGCUCCAGAUUGACUCGGAUUCGGACUCCGACACCUCGGAGACAGGGAAGCCCAACACCAAAGCCGGUAGGGACUCUUCCUCCGGGAAGCCCAGGCAGAGGAAAGCAGGGGCGAGCACAGGAUCAGGGGGGAAAGGAGCCCAGGGCAGCGACAAGAAGAAAGACAAGAAGAAGAAGAAGAAGGAGCAGCAGCAGAGUGAGGCAAAUGAGCUGCGCAAUCUGGCCUUUAAGAAGAUUCCUCAGAAGUCCUCUGCCCCUCCGCCUUCCAUGACGCUGUCAGGAAUAGCAAGUGAGCUCCUUAACCCGGCUUUAGGGGACCACAGUAUACCUUCAGAGGGGUGGCAACAGUGGAAACAGAGAGACGAACAGAUCACCACAGAGCUGUAUGAGGCAGAUUUGGAAAAGGCCUUGAUUCUAAGUAAACUGGAAUAUGAACAACAGAAACAGAGCAACACAAACUCUGCUUCGCCAAAGUCCAGAGGAGGAAAAGAGGGCGGUGGGAAGAAGGACAAGAAGAAAAACCAGCAGGCAAAAGAUAAAAAGACAGUUUCUCUGCAGGACUUCCAGGCUGAAGGCACCACAGAGCAUUUAAGUAGAAAACAAGAGGAAACCAGAGGGACAAAUUUGGCUCCAGGAGUCGGACAGGAGGAACGCUUUUUCAACAAAGUGGAAGAUGAUGUGAGUCGGAUUAUCCAGAGGGAGAAGCGACUUGAACAGUAUGUGAACAGCCCGGGACAAGAAGUCAACACAUCCACAGAGCAUGAACCUGAUCCUCGGGCAGAACAAUUGAAAUAUGAGCUGGAGAAGAAGGACCAGGAGAUUAAGAAGCUAAAAAAGACCAUCUCGGAGUGGGAGGUGAAAUACAAAGAGGUGAAAGCAAGAAAUGCCCAGCUCCUUAAGAUGCUCCAACAGGGGGAGAUGAAAGACAAAGCAGAAAUUCUUCUGCAGGUAGAAGAACUGCUUCACAUCAAAGAAGAACUGUCAUCACAGGUAACAUUAUUACAUGCUGCUCUUGAACAAGAACGAUCGAAAGUGAAAGGGCUCCAGUCAGAGCAACCAAAACAUCAAGGCAACAGGAAAGGAAAGAAAGGCUCAGAGGUGGACCAAUGAAGAUUCCUGAGGGAAGAACAACUGUCUGGAGGGGGAAAAGAAUGAACAAAAAUAUUUGACUAGUUAUAAAACACCACUAAUCAUUAAGUUCUCUUUAUUUCAUGUUUUUAUUUUCCUCUAAUUUGGGUUCUAAUUAUUUUUAGUUAGACAGUAUGUAAACAUGCAUGUCCUAUUAAAUACAUAGAAUAUCAUCCAGACAUGGCAUGCUCUAUUGAACAACCAAGCUAUUGGUUGUAUUUAUUUACAGCUUUUUAAAUGAAAGGAGUUUAAAGUCUGUUCAGAAACUGCUCCACAGAGCAGCAGUAUCUCCAACACUCCUAAAGCUGUGUGCCUCUUUCUCUCUCCAAGGGUUCUAAUGCCAAAUUGACAGAUUGAAAUGUAUGGUUGUUUCUUUUCCUUGCACACUGUGAA